Molecule: messenger RNA, 915 nt
Organism: Panicum virgatum (switchgrass)
Lineage: Eukaryota; Viridiplantae; Streptophyta; Magnoliopsida; Poales; Poaceae
Product: succinate dehydrogenase subunit 6, mitochondrial
Exons: 4
Coding region: 132-638 (168 amino acids)
Source: RefSeq, a predicted model, not a curated record
UCCUCUUUCUCUCCCUGGAUCCAUCCCAUUGUGGAAUCCACACCAACCGGCAGCCGGGGAGAGAGCCGCCACACCACCUCCCCGCCGUCGAAAGGAAUCCAGGGGAUCAGCGGGCCAGCGGCGGCGCGGCGAUGGGGAUCGGGGAGCACUUCGAGGGCCUCAAGCAGCACUGGGCGCGCAACUUCGCCUUCCUCGACUAUUUCAAGAAGGUCUACGGCCGCGCCGAGCCCCUCCCCAAGUGGUCCGACGCCGACGUCGAGGAGUUCAUCGCCUCCGACCCGGUCUACGGCCCCCAGCUCAAGGCCCUGCGGGAGUCGAGGAAGUUCGCGCUCGCCGGGGCCCUCGCCGGCGCCGCCCACCUCGGCGGCGUCGCGUUCAAGUACUCCAAGGCGCCGCACGGCGUCGUGCUGGCGACCGGGUUCGGGGCGAUCACCGGCGCCGUGCUGGGAUCCGAGGUGGCGGAGCACUGGUACCAGCUCUACAAGAUGGACAAGCAGGGGGCCAACCUCAGGUUCAUCUACUGGUGGGAGGACAAGGUUUCAGGUCUGUUCCUUGUGCCGUCCUGCCCCCCUUGCUUCAUAUCAUGGUCAGAAGAGCUGAACCACAUUAAUGAUGCAUAUGUGAGCAUACCAGCUUGACAAAACAGUGAUCUUCUGUGGAAUUUGUAGUUUUUGCUUCCUAGUUUUUUCCAAUAAGGUGCAUAUUGGUUGUGGAAAUCAACUGGAGAAUGUACUUUACUCUAUCGUGAGUGAUGUUUAUCCUUAGCACUCUACAAUCCUUAUGCUUGCUCUAGUGUAAACAUUAACCCGAUCUUUUUUAAGACACGUUUCCUUGAAUGAUUAGUUUGCAGCUAGUAGUUACAACUAGCAAUUGAUCCCAGACAAAUAAAAAAGUUGUGUGCCGCAUUCAAAACCA